This is a messenger RNA of Salvia miltiorrhiza (redroot sage), 2276 nucleotides long. Its product is annotated as germacrene A synthase-like. The transcript is spliced from 7 exons. Bases 348 to 2000 code for a protein of 550 amino acids. The record is from RefSeq and is a predicted model, not a curated record. Gene Ontology annotation, molecular function: magnesium ion binding; terpene synthase activity. NCBI's taxonomy places the organism in Eukaryota, Viridiplantae, Streptophyta, Magnoliopsida, Lamiales, Lamiaceae. Gene Ontology annotation, biological process: diterpenoid biosynthetic process.
GUUAACGUCAUACUCUCUUAUACUCUGAUGAGGUCUUUUAAAGAGAUGAUAGCCCCCCUUCGUUUCCUAUAAAAUCAUUAAGCCAGGGAUUGUUUUACAUUGAUGCAUUUAUUACAUUAAUCGUUUGUUGUGCUAAUAUAUUUUGGAUAUUAUAUUAAUACUUCUUCUAUAUAGUAUUAGUAGUAUAAAUUAUUUGACGAACCCGUGCCUACAUAUACGUGUGGUUUAUUCUCUAAUUAAUAACACCACAAACUAAUUAGUUUCUAUUUUUGCAUCUGCUCCCGCUGCCGCCAUCGAGAUCUAAACCACCUCUUGUCUUCUUCUUUGGGAUUUGCAGACAUACAUAAAUGGCGGCUCUAAACUCUAACAGUUUCUAUCAUCGUCCUGAGACAAAUUUCUCCCCCAGCUUGUGGGGUGAUCACUUCAUUAAUCACAUUUCCGACUCCGAGGUGAAGGAAAAGUAUUCCAAACAAGUUGAAAUAUUAAAAAAUGUUGCUAGAAGUCUGCUAACAGCUCCAGAAGCCAAAAUGAUAGACAGCAUGAAUCUGAUCGACACACUUGAGCGCCUAGGCGUCUCCUAUCACUUUGAAAACGAGAUUGAACAAAAAUUGCAACAAUUUUUCCAUCUCAAUAUGAAUUAUAAGGAUGAUGAAGCCUAUGAUUUGUACACUGUUGCUCUCCAUUUUCGAUUAUUCAGGCAGCACGGCCACCCUAUAUCUACUGAAAUAUUUAGUAAAUGGAUGGACGUGAAAGGGAAAUUCCAAGAGGGCAUUAAGAGCGACCCAAAGGGCAUGCUGAGUUUGUAUGAAGCUUCAUAUCUGAGAACAAGCGGAGAAACCAUAUUAGACGACGCGCUUGCUUUUACUACAGCCACUCUCAAAUCCAUGACGCCAAGCCUCGGAUCACCCCUCAAGCAACAAGUUGUCCAUGCCCUCGUGCAGCCCUUGCAUUUGGGAUUUCCUCGAGUUGAAGCGCACAGUUUCAUCUCCAUCUAUGAAGAGGAAGAGCACAAAAACGAAACCCUAAUCGAGUUCGCCAAAUUAGACUAUAACAUAUUGCAAAUGCUACACAAAGAGGAGCUCCGGCAAGUCUCAAGGUGGUGGAAAGAAUUAGGUCUUAUCUCGAAAUAUCCUUAUGCAAGAGAUAGAGUGGUGGAAUGCUUCUUUUGGGCUGUGGGAAUGUAUCAUGAACCACAAUAUUGUCGUGCUCGUAUCAUGCUCACCCAGACCAUUGCUAUGAACUCUGUAAUAGACGACACAUAUGAUGCUUAUGCCACAAUCGAGGAACUCGAUGUUUUCACAGAGGCGAUAGAGAGGUGGGAUGGUGGAGAAAUUGGUCGACUCCCUGAGUACAUGAGACCUCUCUACAAAGCUAUUUUGCAAAUUUACGAGCAAUUCGAGGAAGAAUUAGCAAAGGAAGGACGAUCCUACGCAGCAUACUAUUCCAUAGAAGCACUAAAGGAAUUGGUGAGGUGCUACCAUGUGGAGGCGAAGUGGUUCAUAGAGGGAUACAUUCCAGAUUUUAAGGAAUACCUAAAGAAUGGUCUCAUUACCAGCACCUGCUGUUAUCUUCCCACCUCUUCUCUUCUGGGAAUAGAAUCUGCUCGACACGAAGACUUCGAGUGGAUAAGUAAGAAACCUAAAAUAAUUGUUGCCCAACUCGAAAUAGGCCGACUCGUUGAUGACGCAGCUAGUUAUAAGAUUGAGAAGGAGAGAGGUCAAGUUGCUACAGGCAUUGACUGCUACAUGAGGGAAAAUGGUGUGACAAAAGAAGAGGCUAUUGCAAAAUUUUGGGAAAUGUCUAGGAAUGCGUGGAAGGAAUGCAACGAGGAGUGUCUAAGGCCGUCUUGUUAUAAAUCUAGGGAUAUUCUUACACGCAUCCUCAACUGUGGACGCUUAGUCGAUGUUACUUACAAGAACAAUGAAGAUGGAUAUACUAAUCCCGAAAAGGUUUUGAAACCCCAUAUUGUUGGGUUGCUAGUCGACCCAUUUGAGGUUUAGUCAUUUUCGAGAUCAAAAUAAUUUAACACUAUGCUUUCUACUUGUUCUAAUGUAUUUGUUCCCCUGGUGCGCUGGGGUUUGGGUUCUGGCAAGUCCCGGUCCGUUGGGUUUGGUGAGCAUGUUUCGUUUUGGGUUUUCUGCGCUUUUCUUUUUUGCUGGGCUUUGUGGGGAGGUAGCUUUUCCAGGUUUUUCGGGCUUAUGAUGUUUGUCUGUUUUGUUAUGGUUGUUUCUUAUCAUUUUCGUUGUAAUAAAUGAGUAUUUUUUUUUCUUUCUAAA